Trichoderma harzianum CBS 226.95 is the source of this 1112-nucleotide messenger RNA. RefSeq lists its product as hypothetical. Lineage: Eukaryota; Fungi; Ascomycota; Sordariomycetes; Hypocreales; Hypocreaceae. The transcript is spliced from 2 exons. Bases 36 to 938 code for a protein of 300 amino acids. The record is from RefSeq and is a predicted model, not a curated record.
CUCACACACACACACACACAUAUAUAUACAAAGUCAUGAUUUCUCUUGCGCUUACUACCCUGUCCUCUUUUGCUUCAUCGCAGUCACUGGAUAACUAUAUUCCACUUUACAGCAUGCUACCUCCAACACCACAUCUCCCAGAUCCGACAUUUUCCGGGACGACUCGGAUUAAUAAUAUCGAUCUUUGGUAUGCCUUAUUUGGGCCGCCACUGGAUUGCGGACGAACCCCCAUAGUUUUCCAGCAUGGGGGCAAGAUCAAUUCCAACUGGUGGGGUCUCCAAGUCAGACAUAUUGCUGGCAAAGGACAUCCCGUCAUCGCCAUCGAUACAAGAGCUCAUGGUCGAUCAAACGAUGACCCAGAGGUGCCGCUAUCAUAUGACUUAUUCGCCAACGAUACCGUGGCCCUACUUGAACAUCUGAAGGUGGCUAGGGCUUCGAUUGUUGGAUGGUCUGAUGGCGCCAAUACUGCCCUCUCCCUAGCGAUGCACCAUGGCGAAAAGGUUGAUCGUGCAUUCAUCUUUGGCGCCAAUUAUCAGCCUGAUCAAGCUAACGUUACUGGCAUAAUGGGAUUACCUUUCUUGGACGAUUUGCAAAACAGGAUGAAAAGCGAAUACGAAGCUUUGUCCCCGAAUCCAGAAAAGUUUGACGAAUUCAUGGCAAAAAUGGCUACGAUGCAAAGCACCUUUCCAGACUGGAACGACAAAUCUUUUGCCCAAAUCAAGACGCUCUUUCAAGAUCCUAGGCAUGCACCGAUUAUAUGGAUUGGGGAUGGGGAUUCGGAGGAGGUUGUACAGCGAAGAGUUGCAGGUGAGAUGAGAGAUAUGAUCUGGGGAUCAAGUCUCGUUGUACUGCCAGGCGUCGGACACUUUGGCCCUCUCCAAGAUCCUGAUACGUUCAACGCCAUCCUUGAUCGAUGGCUUGCAGAUCUGCGCCGUUAGCGGUUGCUCCCUAGGCAGUCUCCCGAGAAAAGCCACUACUAUAUCAGUCAAAAGCGCCGAUGAUCUCCGUAGGAUUACAUUAGGUGUCACUACAUAUUCGCAGCGUUAAAUAAUAAUGUACUUCCAUUUCAACCAUCCCCCGCAUUUAUGCAGGGAUAAAUGCCAUAGAUAACU